AUGGCCAAGUUGAGUCUGUUUGCCCUGGCCACUUGGGUUGGCCUAGCGGCAGCGAAGGAUGUCUACCUAAACUGGACCCUCACCUGGGUUAAUGCUUCACCCGACGGAUUUGAGCGGCCGGUCAUUGGUAUAAAUGGCCAAUGGCCCUGUCCGCAGAUUGAUGUGAACGUGGGCGACCAACUGAUCGUGGAUGUCUACAACGGUCUUGGAAAUGAGUCUACGGCUAUCCAUUGGCACGGCAUGCACCAGUUUAGCACUGGUGUUAUGGAUGGUGCGGUUGGAGUCACCCAAUGUCCACUACCCCCCGGCAAACACAUGCAGUAUCACUUCGAUGUCAACCAAGCCGGAACAUACUGGUAUCACUCACAUAACGCGGGCCAGUACCCCGAUGGACUUCGUGGGGCUUUGAUUGUGCACGACCCCAGGCCACCUUUUUCCUAUGAUGAUGAGUUCACACUUACUCUGAGUGACUGGUACCACCGGGAGAUGCCAGAUUUGCUCAGCUCGGCCGAAGUGGCCCAAGGCGCUGAGCCCCUCCCUGACUCGGCCUUGAUCAACGACUCAACCAAUACAAAAAUCAAGGUUCUUCCUAAUAAGACGUACCUGGUUCACAUCAUAUGCAUUGGAAACUGGCCUGGCCACUUCUGGGUUAUCGAUGGCCACGAGAUGACUGUCGUGGAGGUUGAUGGCGUUUACACUGAACCAUACCCUGCCGGAGACAAGUUCCUGCGUGUCGCAACUGGCCAGCGUAUGAGUGUCUUGAUCAAGACCAAGGCUGACGCGAGUAAGAACUUUGCGAUCUGGGAUACCAUGGAUGUGAACAUGAUGUUUGUCUUCGAAAACAAAACCAUCCCGGAAAACUACAACCCCAAUGCGACUGCCUGGUUGGUUUACGACGAGGCCAAGCCCCUGCCUGAGCCUCCCAUCAUCAAUCACAUCGAUUUCCAAGAAGACUUUGUGGAUGAUGUCACUUUUGUGCCAGCCGAUCACGAGCCCUUGCUCGAGCCCGUGGACCACCAGAUCGUCUUGGAGACCGGCGGUGCGUUAGUCGACGGUGUGCCGCGCUUUACUGUCAACAACAAGACCUAUAUAGGCCCUAAGGUGCCAUCUCUAUACACUGCUAAUACCGUCGGUCUUGAGUUUUCCUCUAAUCCUGACGUGUAUGGUCAAGUAAACCCCUUCGUUGUCAAGCACAACGAGAUCGUCGAAAUCGUGAUCAACAACCACCACAACAACCUUCACCCAUGGCACUUGCACGGACACCAGUUCCAGGUUCUGCAGCGUACCCCAGUGGAUGGCGGCUACUACACUGGUCUCUCGAGCAACGUCUCCGCGACUCCAAUCAGACGGGACACUAUCAUGGUCCAGAAUCAUGGCCACACCGUCAUCCGUUUCCGCGCCGACAACCCCGGUGUCUGGAUGCUACACUGCCACAUCGAGUGGCACGUCGAGUCUGGUCUGAUGGCUACCAUUAUCGAGGCUCCCGAGACCUUCCCGAACACCGUGCAUGCUCCCCCGAAGAGCCACUACGACGCGUGUGCUGCCUAUCCGGAACCCGUGAGUGGCAAUGCCGCUGGCAACGAUGGUCUUGACUUGACCGGACUUGACACUGUGCCCACCGCCGGUAGCCACGGAGCUCUGUAUACCACCACCCAGGGCACUCAAACCCCUGCUAUGGCGCAUCCGUCUCAGCAAUCGCCACAAGCGGCGGUGGCCGAGUCACAGCCCCAGACUCCCCAGCCCGAGUCCGUGCUGGCAGCACCCCGUCCUAGCGACAACCCCGCCAACCUCCAGGGUUACUGGCCCGACUCUCACACGGGCGAGACCAAUAUCUCCGUCGACAGCCCCGGCAAGUCGCAUGAUCAUCACGUUACCAUCCACGAGGAGUCGAUCAAAGGCCCGGGGCUGAACCAGGAUUCUUACAGUGGCUAUGUUAUCGAUGGCGACAAGAAAUAUCCCAUUCCAGACGAUGGUGCUGAUGUUUGGGAUGAAGUCCAGAAUUGA
Molecule: messenger RNA, 2004 nt
Organism: Penicillium digitatum Pd1
Lineage: Eukaryota; Fungi; Ascomycota; Eurotiomycetes; Eurotiales; Aspergillaceae
Gene: abr1
Product: multicopper oxidase abr1
Biological process (GO): cellular response to iron ion starvation; reductive iron assimilation
Cellular component (GO): high-affinity iron permease complex
Molecular function (GO): copper ion binding; ferroxidase activity
Source: RefSeq, a predicted model, not a curated record